Ruditapes philippinarum (Manila clam) is the source of this 1590-nucleotide messenger RNA. RefSeq lists its product as uncharacterized. The transcript has 12 exons. NCBI's taxonomy places the organism in Eukaryota, Metazoa, Mollusca, Bivalvia, Venerida, Veneridae. The record is from RefSeq and is a predicted model, not a curated record. The coding region runs from base 74 to 1564 and encodes 496 amino acids.
UUCAAAUAUUUAGUCAAAUAUUUAACUUCCGGGCUAAACAGUUUCAGUUGCUCUUGUUUAUCAUAGCAUUAAAAUGAUGGAUAUAUUUCGAAUAAUAUCAACAGUGUUUAUAAUAUUCACGAUUUUCUACAAUGCAGACGCAGAAUGUGGGAAAAAGCUUUUUGGUGUUGGCUGCAGAUUCCGGUGUCACUGUAAAAAUGAUAUACAAUGUGAUGAAGUUACCGGGCAAUGCUCGUCAGGGUGUGACCAUAACUGGGCAGGGCCAGGCUGCCAGUACCGAAACAUCGCAGUCGAUUAUGUCUUCACGGAACAUUCGGAUGAAAAAAAGACCAGCUCUAGAUUAGCUAUAGAUGGUGAUGUAUCUACAUGCACUGAUGUCGACAUCGGAAGGACCAAACCCUGGUGGAGAAUAUGGUUGUCAAAUAACUACACCAUAACCGAGCUGGAAAUCGUAAUCAACAGUUCACAAAUGGAAAAUUUUAAAGAGUUCAAGAUAACUGUUGAGCAUGUACCAGAAUAUCUGGCAACGAAGACAGAUUUUAACGAUUACAUUGUUCCAAAACAAGCAAUAUGUUUUCAAAACAAUGCCAACAUACGAAAUAAAGUCAUCAAUAUCGUCUGCACAAAUCCUGUGGUAGGAAACCAAGUUCGACUCCGACUAGGUGGACGAGCAACAAAACUUUCGAUAUGUGACUUCAGAAUAUUUCAAGGUCGAAAUGUAGCGUUUAAUAGACGAACUGAUCAAGAUCCCAGCAUCGAAGGAGGAGAAAAUUCAUCCGUCGUCGUGGAUGGUAGCCCAACAAAUGGCAAAUGUAGCGUCACACCCUGGUGGAGUGUUGACCUUGCGCACAUAAUUGUAAUAAACAGGGUGAAUAUUACAACGACAAAUUCAAAUGGCUUCACGAUACUGUUAUCUAAUAACUCACGUGACUGGAUUCCAGUCUAUAAGGAUAAUAAUUCGGUACCAGCGGUAGCGAAGACGAACAUUUCAAUAGAUGUCACUGCUCGAUUUGUGAAAGUGGAAAAUGCUAUUAAACCAUUAACCCUCUGUGAGGUUCAAAUUCUAGGAGAUUGCCUUCCGAAUGUUUGCGGGUUCGACUGCGCAGAUCCAUGUCAUUGCAAGAAGUUUAACUCGGAAGUCAAAAUGUCAGGCAACUGUUCAGAUGGUUGCGUUGAUAACUGGACAGGAGACAAAAAGAAGUGUGACAGAGUUGUACCAUGUGACAAGCCAUCUGGUGUAAUCAUCUCAGAGAUUGCAUUAAGCUUGUCAAUGAUAGGAACAGUCGCGUUAACUGCUGUGUUAAGUGUAUUAAUUACCAUAUACGUCAUGAAAAGGAGACAAUCAAGUACAAGUAACACAAACAGUAGUCAAAGGCAGGCCGAGGUUCCGAGACGACCAAGGCCGAUGGCAUCAAGGAUCAAAGAAAGAUUCCUUUCUAUAUACUACAACACAACACUUAGACCAAGAAGUCAGAAUAAUGAUAAGGAGUAUGACGAUCUUGAACUACCCCAUAGAAACAGAAAGAAAGAUCAAGAGGGCUAUACCGAUCUUGAGGAAAAGUAAUUUUUUACUAUACUUAUUGUAUUGCU